Molecule: messenger RNA, 1464 nt
Organism: Microstroma glucosiphilum
Lineage: Eukaryota; Fungi; Basidiomycota; Exobasidiomycetes; Microstromatales; Microstromataceae
Exons: 1
Coding region: 1-1464 (487 amino acids)
Source: RefSeq, a predicted model, not a curated record
AUGGAAGUAGAGGAGCGUGCAGUAGCUCCGAAUAGACUCGAGGCAGUCCGAAUCCUCAAGGCCGCGGCCGCGGCUGUGACGCCCAACUACGGGACCGGAGGUCACAAGGCACGGAGGAGCGUCGGCGAGCAUCAUCGUAGGGUGCGAUACCACCCACGAGAUCUGGCCGAGGACGGCGAGCAAGGAGGGCUAGAAGAGCGUGCAGCGACUCCGAAUGAGCUCGAGGCUGUUCGGAUCCUCAAGGCGGCGGCGGCGGCCGUUACGCCAGAUUACGGAAGAGGUGGCCACCAGGCCAGGGACGAGCCCGCAGAAAGUGCCAGUACUGAGCUUCCUGCGAAGCCCAAGAAGAAGAAGAAGAGAUCUGCAGGCACUUGUGCCAAGAAGAACUCCAGCUCGACUAGCACUUCCGUUGUCACUUCCUCUACCUCUAAGAAGUCUACUAGCACUACGACCACUACCUCUACCAAGGCCACUAGCACUUCGAAAGCGAGCUCGAGCAAAGCUACCAGCACCACAGCGACGAACUCUACCAAGACUGCUACCACUACGACUGCUUCGUCGACUGCUACAGCCACUUGCGGCUCGUCCUCCUACGGCUACACGCAGGCCCGGGCCGAUCUGAACAAGAUCAUGAAGUGGGCAUAUGUCACCGACAUACAGACUGAGGCACAAAAGGUGGAGACGACCUACGCCGUGCUGUCCGCAGCCAAUCGCUACUACCCGGAAUUGGCAACACAGGACGCCGUGAGGUACCUGCUAGCCGAUAUCAAUGCCGAGUCUAGCUUCAAUGUGACUUCGUACAGCGGUGGUCGUCUGGACUCUGGUGCCUCCCUUGGUCUGCUGCAGGUGUCGCCAGGGUCUGGUUCGCAGCUUCUGCCCCUCUUUGUUGGUCAUGCCCGAGUCUCGUACAACAACUACUCUUGGAGCGAUACAGUAGGGCCCUGUGGCGCCCUUCUAGACUACGCCACUGGCAAGCAGUUGUCGCUGGCAGGUCUGACCACCGAUGACCUCUACCGACCCUGGGUCAACAUCCAUGUCGCCGCCUGGGUGCAGUCGAAUUUGGCCCGCACGUCAUCUGCUGAUCCUUAUGACUGGGAGCAGACUAGCGACGAUGCCUACACUUUCAUUGCAGCCCAAGCGAAGUACAAUGCCGCAGUCGCUGCGGGCACCUCUAGCUCUUCGCUAUUGACCGCCAUGAACAAGGCCAACAAGACGCUCACGGCCGACCUUGUCGGUGCUGGUCUGCCUCGUUCCUUGCUCACGGGAGCUGGUUCCUGGGUAGCAGGUCCCGCUACGGACGGUGAUGGGUCGUACACUUCGGCUGAUGACGAUGUCUCGGCUCCUUAUUUUGCGAAUAUUGAGGAUGGUCUGGCGGCUUUGUACGGCGAUAAGACUCACGACAGCGACUGGCUCGAUAGCCAGGUCCUGACUGCCGGUCUGGUCGACUAUCGCCCCUCGUCGUAG